Fonsecaea multimorphosa CBS 102226 is the source of this 582-nucleotide messenger RNA. RefSeq lists its product as uncharacterized. NCBI's taxonomy places the organism in Eukaryota, Fungi, Ascomycota, Eurotiomycetes, Chaetothyriales, Herpotrichiellaceae. The transcript has a single exon. The record is from RefSeq and is a predicted model, not a curated record. Bases 1 to 582 code for a protein of 193 amino acids.
AUGGCAACAGGUGAGGCGGGUGAGACAUCCACAGACCCAAGCAGUCUCGGGCCCAGUGCCAUUGGUACUUCCUCAGCGUCAGUCAGUGCACAGGCAUCCUCUAUUCCUUUUCCUUUUAUCCCAAUAUCGAUUGCCAAUCCCACCUUGACAACCGUGGCACCAGGCACCACCUUGACCAUCAGCCUGGCCUCCGCAACUCCCAGCUCAAGUGCCAAUGCAACCGCCAGCGCUACAUCCAGCAAAUGUCCAAAACCGACUGCAUCCGUAACGACAAAGCCUACGCCUACGCCUCCAGCGACGAUUGCUGGAAGCGUCAUUGGCUCUAUGGCCGGCCUGGCUCUGAUUGUUACCCUUCUCAUUUGGUGUUGUAGGAGAAAGCGCAAAAUAACCUUCAAGCGGAAAGUGCAAAAGAUUGACCAAGAAGAGCAGUCAAACGAGCUGCAAUCCGUCAAGGAAGAAAGAGACCAAGCCCUUCGGCGUCUCGAGCAUGACAAGGCGAUUCCAAGCCCGCGUUCAUUUGACUUUGGCCUGCCUCAGGUACCCAAGACCUCCAGUCCUGUGAUACCGCACCAGUGGAUAUAA